Molecule: messenger RNA, 1991 nt
Organism: Acanthisitta chloris (rifleman)
Lineage: Eukaryota; Metazoa; Chordata; Aves; Passeriformes; Acanthisittidae
Gene: SCLT1
Product: sodium channel and clathrin linker 1
Exons: 19
Biological process (GO): cilium assembly; clustering of voltage-gated sodium channels
Cellular component (GO): centriole
Source: RefSeq, a predicted model, not a curated record
AUCAGUGGCUAAAUGGACACCCUGUAACAGAUGAGAGUUUGGGAGUCACAGCUGAUCAGGAAGACACCUCUGGUGGUUAUGACCUAUCAGGAUCCAGGAUGAUCCAAAGGGUGUCAACUCUAAUCACAGAAUAUGAUGAACAGUUGCAAGAAAUGAGAGAACAGCUGCAGCUUUAUCAGGCACAAAUGAGUAAGAUGAGGCUACAAAUGGAAGAAGUCACCAAGGAAAAUGAAAGGCUGCAUGCAGAGUUGAAAGAGGCUCUUGAGAAGCAACUGGAGGCUCUUUCUUUCAUGCAUCUGGAAACUGGUAUUCCUGCAGAUGAAAGCAUAGUGAGAAGCCUUCAAGAACAAUUAAAACUGGCAAAACAAGAGAAGGAACAAGCAGUUGAGCUGUGGCAGACGACGUUACAGGAGCAUGACCGACUCCAGCAGCAGUACCAGGAGCGCCUGACUGAAACACACAUUCACGUGGCUGAAAGGAGGAAGCAGAAUGAUCACCUGACCAGCUUGCAGCAUUUGACUCGGCAACUGCAUACAGCCAAUGAGAAAAUAGAGUUGACCAAUCAGCAGCUCCUGAAAACUGUGACAGAACAAGAUACGGAACUAGAGCAGCUGCGAAAACAACUGAGGCAAGCCAAACUAGAUGGGCAGACAGCAAAUGCUAAGGUUGAGGAAAUGACCAAAUUGACAGAGAAGCUUCACAGCCAAUUGGAGAGAAAGGAAGAAGAUGUGAUAUCUGCCCAGGGAAGGGAAACAGCAUCUGACAAACGUUUGCAGCAAAUGCAGUCUAGCAUAAAACAGUUAGAAACAAGAUUACGUGUUAGUGUCCAAGAUGCUGAGCGGCUGCGAACGGAAAGAGCAGUCCUGGAAGAGCAAAUUGGAGAGCUUCAGGCCAAGUCUGCUAAUCUAGAAAGUGAGAAGUAUGAUGCUAUGGCAAAAGUCCAGGAUUGCAUACAACUCUUGGAAGAAGCUAACCUAGAAAAGAGUCAGGCACUCUUUGGGGAGAAACAAAAGGAAGAGGAGAUCAAAAAAUUGAAAGAUGAAAUGUCUCAACUUGCAGAAGCUACUGCUGAAAGAGCUAGAAAGGCAGUAGAGGCUGCAAAGAAGCACUAUAACGUGCAGGUUUCCAGACUAACAGAAGAACUUUCAGCUCUUCAGAUGGAAUGUGGAGAAAAACAGAAUCAAAUUGAACGAGCCAUUAGAGAAAAGAGAGCAGUGGAAGAAGAACUUGAAAAGGUUUACAGGGAGGACAGAGAGCAUCAAUCUGACAAUAGAAAACUAGAGCAACUGCAUCAGAAAUAUUUACUUGCAGAAGCUACAAUAGAUGACCUUCAGCUAAGUCUACAGGCAACACAAAAUAAACUGAAACAACUGGAAAUGAACUCUGUGGAGGAGAAAUCUCGUUGCCAGGAAGUGAUCUGUAACUUGCAGAGCAUACUGGAUUCAGAAAGAGAAAAGAGUGCCUUCAUCAGUGAACAGAGUCUAAAACUCCAGCAGGAGAACGAACAACUGCGAGAAGAAAUGGAAGGUUUGAGAAAAGUGGCCAUAGAGGCUCAGCAGAAAGCUAAAAUAAAGAUCAGCACCAUGGAGCAUGAGCAUGCUCUGAAGGAACAUGGCUAUGAAGCUCAGCUCAAGGAAAUGGAAGACACCAGUCACAAGUCUUCUGCGGAGCUCAGGCGACUGUUGGUAGCUCAGCGGAAAGCGACAAACCGCUGGAAAGAAGAAACAAAACAACUCAGUGAAACAACAGCAGCCAGGAUCACUAAGCUGAAGCGUGAGCUGAGUCAACAAAAACUCCGUAGCCAGGAGCUCAUUUCCCAGCUGGAAAUAGCAAAUGAGAAGGUAACUGAGGAUGCAAAAUUAAUGAUGGACUACCGUGAACACAUCGAUAGGCUCCAGAGGCGACUGAACCAGGCAGAACACAGAGCGGCCACAGCGUCUCAAAAGGUACAGCUGGCAAAAACAUUCUCUGAGCACACUGAACAUAGCAAA